This is a messenger RNA of Malassezia vespertilionis, 1818 nucleotides long. RefSeq lists its product as uncharacterized. The transcript has a single exon. Lineage: Eukaryota; Fungi; Basidiomycota; Malasseziomycetes; Malasseziales; Malasseziaceae. The record is from RefSeq and is a predicted model, not a curated record. Bases 1 to 1818 code for a protein of 605 amino acids.
AUGGACGUGCCAGAUGCACUGGGCCGCAGCUCAUGGUCAGAAGAGCUUGGCUCCGACGAGGACCUGAGCGAGGAAGAGCUGCCGCGUCCUGUUUUGGACCAGAUUCCCCCGUCGCCUGGGUACGGCGCCGAUCCCAGCACCGCGCUCGGCACUGGAUUCUGGCUGCCAGCGCCGAUGCAAAGCAGCGAGCGCUUCCAGUUGCCUUUUGGCGCGCGGUGGGCGCUGCCGCAGGGAAAUAUAUUGUGGGGCCUGGGCACACAGAAGCGAAAGUCGCGCCAGCAGCACAGUUACGGCGCGCUGGACAGUGCGCCGCGCCCUGCAUUUAGUCCGUCCGUGUUUCGUGCGACGACCAAUAUCGGUGCGCUGAAUCCCGGACGGAACACGAAUAUGGAGCCGAUCGGAUUCCGCACGCGUGCGCCGGAAUACGACACGAGUGUACAAGAUAUGCCGCUGCCAAGCUCGCCGUCGGUGCGGCCAAAGCACAUGUUCGAACAUGCCUUCCGGCCCAGUGGCGACGCCAUUGACACGGUCUUGGGGAGCUGGACGCAGCGGAAUUUUGUGCUCAUUUGGCUACCUGUGCUGCUUGUGCUGGGAUGGUGUGCAAUGCCGUUUCCAAAUACGCGAGAAACGCAGAUGGACGAGAAUUUUUGGUUUUUUUUGUUAUGGUACUAUGGGGCGUAUGUGAGUGUAGGUCUUAUUUUUGUCACGCAGCUCUUUACGCUGUACCGACUCAACUGGUGGCCGUCGGCAAUCGGUGCCAAGACGUCGUACGUGCUUUUCUGGUCGCUCAGUGUAUUCUGCGGCUACUUGCUCUACCGCUGGAAUCCUUUCGACAGCGCGGACCCAGAAGACGAGCAAUGGGCACUCAAGACACAGUGGGUUUUGCUCGCAUUCGCGACCAUGGCCAUGCCUGCGUGUGUGUGCUUUGUGGGGCUCCGUCGUCGCGGGCGACAGCUGCACCGCACAGCAGUUCCUGAGAGCCAGCAGCCGUUUGUGUCGACGGCUAUGUUUGCACGCAUCCCUGCGUCCUACCGCCGGUUUUUGUGGUUCCUCAGCACAAUGGCGCUCAAUCUGCUCACAUUGCUUAUUGGGCAGGGGUACGCGAUCGUGUACCUGUCCACCUUGCCGCACACUGGUCUCGACGGCACAUUGUACGUUGCGUUUUGGCUCGUGACGGUGAAUGUACUGAGCACGCUUUCCCAGGUCGUGCUUGGGGAUAAGGUCCGGAGCCGUGCACUGCAGUUUGUCUCCAAGUUUUUCUACUUUAUGGUGUACUUUAUCUUUUAUCGCAAUCUGUUUGCGCGGCUCCGGAGCUUUGACCAGUUUGCGCUCAUCCAGCUCUUGAGCUCCGCGUGGGUAUGUCUUUGGUACCCACUUACCAUGUCGCGCACAUGGCUGCGCUUCCUGAACAAGUUUAAUCCGCGCGCCGUGCCGUGGGAACGCCACGCGGAAAAGAUGAGCCUCUUUUUUUAUCUGCGCAACAUGGCGCAGCACACUACCAUGCUCGCUUUUCUCGGCUGGCUUUCCCUGCUGCACUUCGGCAUCAACCGGCGCAUGUAUCCCUUCUUUGCUUUUGACGACAAGGACCCUUACAAUUACAAGCUUACGAUGCAGGGCUCUUUGGUGAUCUGGGUCUCGGAAUGCAUCUCGAACUGGGCCACGACCCGCGUAUGUGUGCUGCUGUACGGCGUAAAUAUGGCGCAGGUGGGACUCGCAGAGAUGCGCCUCUAUCCAGAGCUCGUGCCUACCUGUGUAUGGACGAGCUUACACGUGCUCAUGAACAUGCUUUUUUUUCUCAUCCAGCUAGACUUUCAGUAG